CCGGAAGUGUGACCUUCCUCUCGGGAACUUGACCUCCUCGGUUUUCAGUCUCUCCCUGAAGAUUCCUCAGUGAAGACCUUCACACCGCAGAACCGAACCGAACCUCUGUGUUUCAGAACUCACCUCGCGGUUCCGGUUCGGAAGCCAGAUUUGAACACUUUUUGUAUUCCCGGCGUUGGUUCUGUUCGGAUCCGAGUCUUUCCCCCGAACCGUCCGUGGUUCCGUUCCUUCCUCUACAGCUGGGUGUGUUAGGCAGAACUGGACCGGAGUUCGGCUCGUGUACCGCGCUGGUUGUGAGGAAUGAACCCGUCUGGACCCGGACUGGACCGACACCAUGGAUUAUAAAGAGCUGGGGGUUCGUCUGGAGGAGAAGCUGACCCUGACAGAGAAGACCCUGCCUCUGCUGUCAGGCUCUCCGUCCCUCCAGAACAGAGACCAGAACCCAGAGAAAGACCUGCUGACCCCGGACGACUCGGCCGUGUCAGAUCUGUCCCCUAAAACAGACUCCAGGACGGAGACGCCGUCCAGGACGGAGACCUCCCUGAAGAUGGACGGCAGACCUCUGACCCCGGCUUCCAGCAGCUGCAGCCCACAACCCAAGAAAGACUCCAUGAACUCAGAGCAGCGGCAGAAACUGGCCAAGGAGCGCAGAGAGGAGCGCGCUCGCUACAUCGAGCAACAGACCCAGCUGCAAGCCGCCAAGAAGGCCCAGUGGCUGGAGAAGGAGGAGAAGGCGCGGCGGCUGAGGGAGAGCCAGCUGGAGGAGCGGCGCAGGAGGCUGGAGGAGCAGCGGCUGAAGGCGGAGAAACGCCGCGCGCUGCUGGAGGAGAAGCAGCGGCAGAAACUGGAGAAGAACAAGGAACGAUAUGAGGCAGCCAUCAAGAGGUCGACGAAGAAGACGUGGGCGGAGAUCCGGCAGCAGCGUUGGUCCUGGGCCGGCGGCCUCAACCAGACGUCCCGCAGAGAAAGCAGAUGCUCGGCCUCCACGGUCAACCUGCCCCGACAGGCGGAGCCUGUCAUUAACAACAGGCUGUCCAAGUCCUCUGCCACCCUGUGGAACUCCCCCAACAGAAGUAAGGACGAGCCGACGUCAGCAUCCACCAGGCCUUCCUCCUCUCCUCCUCCUCAUCCCCACCCUGACCCGGUCUCAGUGCUCGCUGUCGUCUGUGGUGGCCUGCCUGCCUGCCUGUGCUUGGUGACUGGUCAUUUACCACCUGCUCCCUCCUGCUGUCACGCUCUCGGUCUUGUGUGCAUCGUGGGUUUUACUUUGAGUUGGUGGUUUGUCUUGAUUUGAGUCCUUUGCAUUUUUGAUCACCUCUACAUCUUUAUUGGUGCGUCUGUCUCAUGGGUUUAUGAGCUCACAUCCUGCUUUUCACUGAGCGCUCUGUGCUGAUGGUGCUGGGUGGUGUUCAGUGUUAAGAGAGCACGUUGUUUAAGAUGGUAGAUAUCACAAUAUGUUCCUGUUAGUUGAGUUCAACUAACAGAGCAUCAUGUUGUUUUAUGAAACCUUUCCAUUAUAUUAAAGUUAAUAACUCG
Messenger RNA from Poecilia latipinna (sailfin molly), 1536 nucleotides. Its product is annotated as MAP7 domain-containing protein 1-like. Gene Ontology annotation, biological process: microtubule cytoskeleton organization. The record is from RefSeq and is a predicted model, not a curated record. The transcript is spliced from 7 exons. Lineage: Eukaryota; Metazoa; Chordata; Actinopteri; Cyprinodontiformes; Poeciliidae. Gene Ontology annotation, cellular component: microtubule cytoskeleton. The coding region runs from base 335 to 1294 and encodes 319 amino acids.